This is a messenger RNA of Malassezia restricta, 1212 nucleotides long. RefSeq lists its product as uncharacterized. The transcript has a single exon. Bases 1 to 1212 code for a protein of 403 amino acids. The record is from RefSeq and is a predicted model, not a curated record. NCBI's taxonomy places the organism in Eukaryota, Fungi, Basidiomycota, Malasseziomycetes, Malasseziales, Malasseziaceae.
AUGAAUCCAUGGGCGAGUCCGUGGGAGGCGGACGCGGACGAUGCGGCGCCUGUGCCGCUGCCGCGCUCCGACUCACCACCGUUGGAGGUGGGUGCGCUGCCGAGCCUUGAUGUGGAUCCAUGGAGUGGGCAGCCGAUCGUGCCCGCUCCGCCUACGUCGGAUGAUGCGAAUCUCGCGUCACUGACCUCGGCAUCGAUGAUGAUCGACGAGAAUGUAUGGAAUGAGUCGACAGAGACGGGUGCUCGGGAAGAUGCGAAAGAGGCAGUAACUGAGCGCGUCGAUGAGGCCUCAGAAGAUGUGGCAGAGGAGCCCCCUUCAGCACCCACGCCGACCCGUGCCGAAGAGCCUUCAGAGGAUGUGGCGGAGGAGUCCCCUUCAGCACCCACGCCGACCCGUGCCAAAGAGCCUUCCAAACAUGUUUCCGAGUCUGUCGAUGAGCGGCCGUCUGAGCGGGAAGCAGCUCAGGAACACACGAAUACCCCGAGCGAACCGGCGCCCAGCAGCGUGCGCUCAGCGUUCUCGCGACUUGGCACACGCGUAGCAGAAUGGCGCCAAGCGCGAGCGGCAGCCCAGGAGGAAGCUAGGAAGCAGGCAGAGGCCGAGCAGUCCAAAGGAUGGCGACGUGUCGCGCCUGCCUCUACGAGUACCAGCAGCAAACUAGGCAGCUGGCUCAAGCGCGCACCGCCGCCUCCGAAGGACACUUCGCUCAAGCCGCCGAGUAGCAGCACUACGCUGAAUGCGGAUGAUCUGGCAUGGCUCGAUGCCGCUACGUCGAAGAAGGAGGCGGCGGCUUCCCCGGCCUCCGACACGGCGCCUGCUGCCCACCAAGACACGGGAGGGCGCCUAGUACCCGGACUCGGGCCGAUGACUUUAUCUGCUCGCGCGUACAAUCCUUUGGACCAUGAUGACGAACACGAAGAUGAUGACGAGUUUGGCGAGAUCCAGACGUAUACCGAUGGCCCGGCACCCCUGUACGACGCCCCUAUCUCUACUCGACCUGCCCCGUACGUCGAUCGCGGAGAAGGCGAGCAGUUCGGUGCGAGCGCACCGCACACGGAGCCGGCGUAUCGAGACACGCCCGAGAAUACGCCGCUGGUGCCGUGGCCGCCGUCACCGCCGUCGCACCCGCCGGCAGCGCGUGAGCCUAGAUCCUCGCCCCCUCGGAAAGGAGGCCUCUCGAGAGCCGAUCUCGACUUUUUUGAGAAUCUGUAG